Messenger RNA from Angiostrongylus costaricensis, 2754 nucleotides. The record is from the annotation of a GenBank genome assembly. Lineage: Eukaryota; Metazoa; Nematoda; Chromadorea; Rhabditida; Metastrongylidae.
AUGGAUCGAAGGAAGCGGAAAUCCGCUCUAGCUAACUAUCUCAGCAGUCUCACCGACACUCCAGCCAAAUAUAAGAAAAUGUCGGAGUUUUAUCAGAGUUUACGCCAGUUCUACAAAAGGAAAUGGAAUGCACCGCUAAGAUUGCCUGCGGUACAAGGAGUUGAAGUAAAUCUGUACCGUCUUUACGACACGGUUAUGGCUUUUGGAGGUUGGCAGAAGGUCGCCAUACAAGAGAAAUGGGCUGAUGUCGCAGAAAUUCUCGGAGUAGGAGAUGAUGUUGUGGGUGGGGACCAUGCUAUCAAGCUUUUAUAUAUGAGGUACCUUUCUAAAUACGAGCAAAUAGAAACGAUUGGUGAUAUAGAUGAUAUGUUAGACGGAGAAAUGUCCCGCUCCAGGGGUAGGCAGGUCUCCUUCUUCGCUACCAAUGAGUGUCCUGUUGGCAUAGGGCGCAACCAUGAGUACAUCCGUCGUGAUGAGCGAGGCAACCCUUCAACAGAACCAGACUAUAGUCGAUUGACAAAGUCACUUCUUAGUGGAUUGCCCAAUGAGGUUGAUUUUGCAAUGAAUGUUUGCACGCUAUUAUCUCAUCCUGGGCCUCGAUUACUUAGGUUAAGUCACGUCCCAAACAUCAUUACUCUUCUUGUUGCUCACUGCGGUAUUUUUGAUGAUGACCAAGACAUCUCUGACCUUGCCGAAACAUGGAAUCUAAAUGGAGGACGUAGUUUCACUACGUUUUGGGCAUCUGCUGGGAUCCCAGAGGAUUUGUUGAAAAAGUUUGCUCCGCAAGCAGUUGGAAAGAUAGUGGUGCGUUGUGUAACAUGGGAUUUUUGCAAAUAUAUGCAGAUAAGUGAUUCCGACGGAGAUAUAUUUACUGGAUUAGUGAAAGAGUUCGACGUUAGAGAUGCAAUGUCCUGGAGAAUUAAUCAGGUGUCCAUUAUUGUGAGAAACUUAUCGUUUGAACCUAUAAAUAGAGUAACAAUGGCACGAUGUUGGCCUUUGCUCAGGUUUUUGUUCCUUUGUGCAAGUAGCAAGUGGGCCCCUCUAUAUACUUCUGCUAUGGACACUUUAAGCAACUUAGCGUGUGAUAUUGAUCUUACUUGGCAUAAAAUAGUACAUUGUUCCGAUCAUGCACUCUUACGGAUUGUGAGGGAAGGAAUUUUCAGCUGUGACAAAUUCAAGGUAAUUCGUUCAAUGGAAAUCCUUACUGCACUUAGCAGUUUUGAAGGAAAUGAAGCCACUAUAUGCGAUUUUUUGGAUAAGAGGAUGUUCGAGCACAUUUUUAACAUUGUUUGCAUCAAAGACAUAAUGAUGUGUGUGUAUACUCUUGAAUGCCUAUACCAGAUUUCCGAGAUGGGCGAUAUUGCUUGCCAACUAUUAUCUGAGUUGCCGCGAGCAGUUACACAACUAGUAUCAAUGGCUACUCUUGAAGCUGUUAGCUUUGGUCCAGCCGGGCUGGCUGGCAUGAAAGUAGUUGAAUAUCAACCAACGCACUUAGUUAGUUUAUUUGAACAAGUUUAUUCUCUAGAAUUUAUACGUUGCAUGCAUGGUAAGAAGAAAACCUUUUCAGUUAUAUAUCCGGGGGGUGCUCAAGUAGCUACUUCCUCUCAGCAGAUGCGGCAUACAACACCACAACAGCAUGUGCAAUUUGUGUCGUCUAAUGCGCAACAGGCACCGCAAUUACCUGUGAACCCCACUACUCCUCGGACACAUUUUGCUCCGGCAGCACAAGUUGCAGGGACUCCCACUUCAGCUUCUGGUUAUGGAAGUGAAAAUAAGGUUGGCUCUGACCAGCUCACUGAGCAGUGGAUUCGUCAAAACUGCAUUUUGGAUCGCACGGCUGUAACUCCACGUGGAGAAUUAUAUGCAGCGUAUGUCGACGAUCUCCGAAAUCAGUACCAUUCCCUUAGUGGGAGUCUUGCAAUGUUUAGUAACGUCAUGAAGAACAUAUUUCCCGAACUUACGUUCAAAAUGGCCGAAAACGGGUUGAUGAUGGUUGCACAAGGCAUACGAUUAGUGAAACCACAUAGUAUGUUGCUAUUUAAACCUCCUUCACAGUCGGCAACAAUCGCUGCUCAUCCUCUCAUGAAGCAGAUCUUGACGAAAAGUGUUCAGCCUUCACCUUCUGCUUCUUUGAACGGAGUUAAUGGUUUAUCUAAGUAUGUUGUAUACUUUAAGGCUCACCUCCUGUUGAAACGUAAAGAAUUUUUUGCAGUAGCAAUUCGUCAUCAAGAAGUGGAACAAAUAUUAGACUAUAUGUGCGAAUGGGAUGGAUGUGCUUUUGUGUUUCCUACAUCUUUUGCAGUGCUCUCGCAUGUUGCGAAAGACCACAUUGCAGAAGAUGGUGAACAACUGUGCCAGUGGCCAGGAUGCGAUGGUACACUGAGAAGCCGGUAUUAUAAGGCUUUUCUGUUACCACCACGCCAACGAGACGUUCCACACCAUCCAGGUUAUAGCAAACACGCAGCAAUAGAAGCUAUAAGACGACAUGCGUUUAAUUUUCUUCCUAGGGAUAUAACAGAUGAGCCAGAAGGACCUGUUACUAAGAGUAUUCGUCUUACCAGUUGUUUGAUUUUGAGGAACUUAGCAAGGUAUUCAUCUGCUGGUCGACAUUUACUACGCCGACAUGAGCGACAUUUAUGCUGGCUGGCCCUUUCUCGUUUGGAAAGCAGUCAUGCAUUGGCUCAAUUACUCUCAGAACUUCAUACUCAAGACUCGAUUGCUCCCUCACAGUCAGCACCUCAAGGCGGUUUCUGA